This is a messenger RNA of Haliotis rubra (blacklip abalone), 414 nucleotides long. RefSeq names its product toll-like receptor 2. Bases 1 to 414 code for a protein of 137 amino acids. NCBI's taxonomy places the organism in Eukaryota, Metazoa, Mollusca, Gastropoda, Lepetellida, Haliotidae. Gene Ontology annotation, biological process: immune response; toll-like receptor signaling pathway. The record is from RefSeq and is a predicted model, not a curated record. Gene Ontology annotation, molecular function: transmembrane signaling receptor activity. Gene Ontology annotation, cellular component: membrane. The transcript has a single exon.
AUGGAGCCAGAUAGAAGUCUGCGUCUUUGUAUUCCAGAUAGAGACUUUCAUCCUGGUGAUUGCACUGCAGAAGAGAUUCUUGACGCCAUCAACAACAGCUGGAAGACUGUCAUCUACCUGUCUGAGACCUUCCUGGAAGAUGAGCUCUGUUCCUUCACGCUCUCCUCGACAGUCUAUGCUAGCACGAACCUCAUGUCCAACAGGCUGAUCAUUCUGUACUCCGAUGACAUCUUCGAUCAUCCGUUGCCACGAAUCUUGACUCAGCUCCUGGAUAGGGAUAAUAAUUUUCCUUUGGAAACGUUUGAUGACAUUGAGCAAUGGGAUCAGUUGUGUUUGAUGGUUCUGUUGGAUCUGAGAUCGAUUGCCCCGAAUGUCCCGUGCUGUAAAGAUAUAAGUGCAAAAGAAUGCCAAUAG